This is a messenger RNA of Lytechinus pictus (painted urchin), 4047 nucleotides long. RefSeq names its product 3'-5' exoribonuclease 1-like. The record is from RefSeq and is a predicted model, not a curated record. Lineage: Eukaryota; Metazoa; Echinodermata; Echinoidea; Temnopleuroida; Toxopneustidae. Gene Ontology annotation, cellular component: cytoplasm; nucleolus. Bases 124 to 1374 code for a protein of 416 amino acids. Gene Ontology annotation, molecular function: 3'-5'-RNA exonuclease activity; nucleic acid binding. The transcript is spliced from 6 exons. Gene Ontology annotation, biological process: exonucleolytic trimming to generate mature 3'-end of 5.8S rRNA from tricistronic rRNA transcript (SSU-rRNA, 5.8S rRNA, LSU-rRNA).
AAAACAAAAACAAUAAAGGUAUCGGCGCGCCAUUCGAAAACAGACGAAAAUGGCGUGGUGGAGGCGUCUACUACAUUGAAAAAUCCAUUUACGAUUCAUAUAUUCGAUGGAUUUGCAGAUAUAAUGAUAGUUUUGGAAUAUGUGCUCAUUUUAGGGAGCGUCAUAGUCGUUUCAUGUUUUAUUUUGAUAUCCUUCGCCAUGAAUUCAUCUCCGUCCACCGCGGAAGUUCAAGCACCUGACAAGGGCCAUAGUCCCAGUCGCAGGAAUCGACGUGGUCGAAAAUUAAGACAAACUCCCCCAAGUUCAUCGACACCGCAACAGAGACAAAGUGCCAACGUGAGGCACAGACGAACUCGACUCGCUGACAACGAUGAUACCGUCGAAAUGCACAUUGAUGAUCCUCCUCUUCCAGAAGAAAAUAUGGAUAUUGAUGAUGAUGAUGUGGACUGUGAAUGUGGUGUGCAAAACACAAUGUCAAACAAGACUCGGAUUAAAGAAGGAAGGGAGAACAAGAGACGAAAGGAAAAUGAGUCAUUGUUGGUGACAAAAAAGGAUUCUUCUCCAGCUCGACUGAAAGACUUCAGCCAUCCCAUCUACAAAGAGAUGUCGUUAAGAAACGGAAGUGUCAACAGAAUGACCAAGAUUGACCUUCAGAAUACUUUGCAAGAACUUGGCCUGAACAGAUUAGGCAGUGCAGAUGUCCUGAAACGUCGUCUGAAGCACCACUAUUCCAAGGAGUCCCUGAAGGUGGCAGGUCUGUCUACUGAUGUACCAAUCAGGUUUGACUACCUAUGUGUGAUUGAUGUAGAAGCGACGUGUCUGGAGAUCAACCCAGUAGAUUACGUUCAUGAGAUUAUUGAGUUCCCCAUUGUUCUGCUCAACACAAAGACGUUACAAAUUGAAGACACAUUUGAUGCAUUUUGUAAGCCUGUUGUCAACCCUCAGCUCUCCAAGUUCUGUUCACAACUCACAAACAUCUCACAGAAAAUGGUUGACAAAGCCGAUACAUUUCCUGUCGUUUUGGAAAAAGCUGAGCGAUGGAUGAAACAGAAGGGCCUUGGAAGUAAACACUCAUUUGCAAUAGCCACAGACUGUUCUUUGGACAUGGACCUGUACCUGAAGCUGCAGUGUCUGGUCAGUGAGAUCACCUACCCCCAGUAUGCCAAGGAAUGGGUGAAUAUCAGCAAGGUCUUUGCCAACCUCUACAAGACCAAACGGUUACCGCUGAGGGCCAUGCUGGACAGUAUUGGGCUGGCCUUCAUAGGACAGCCCCAUAGAGGGAUAGACGAUGCCAGAAACAUUGCCAGGAUUGCGUUGCAGCUGAUCGAGGAUGGUGCGGAGAUGAAGUACAAUGAAAAGCUGACACCGACAUAGCAGAGGGCUUUUUGUUAGAUAUGAAGUAGAAAGAACUGUUCAUCUGUCUUUGGUUACUGACAACUAUGUAGCAAAGGGUUUUUGGAGAGUUGUGACAUAGAAAGAAUUGUUCAUAUGUCAAAGGCAGCUGGCACCUCUGCCCCGACAGUGGCCUCAGAGCACUUUGAAGACAGGAAAGAUAGUAGAGUCAAGCUAUUGUUUGUUAUCCGUGGUUGUCCCUCCAAUCCAGUGUGUACUAUGAGUUGUCUGGUUGCAUGAGGAGUUGUUAUCAAAAUGCAGCUUAAAAAUCCAACGCAACUUGAUUUUCAACCAAUCUGAUGUGCGUACUUGGGGAUUUGCAAUUGAUUUUUAGUUGCUUUCAAAUGCAACUCUUUCUGCAACAGACCCACUGGUGCUAUUGUCACUACAGAAGUUGUUUUUCCCAUUUCAAAAAAGGUACUUUGAAGAACAAUGUCCAAUCAAGGAACAAAUGGAUCUUGGUUUGGUAUUUUUGUAAUAGUAUUAUAUUAAGGUAAAUUGCCACUUGGUCUCCUAUCACUCUGUCUGCAUUCCUUUUGGUCUCAUCCCACAUGGUCUAAUACUAGUUGGUCCACUUACCAUUUGGUCUAAUUGCCAUUUACCAUUUUCUUAUAUUUUGACUUUAGACUAUACCCAUAUCAUAUGAUAUAUAUGGUAUAUGAACCAAUUUUUCAUUUGACAAACUUCAAAAUAAUUAGUAAACGAAGUAGAAAAUAGACCAUUCGGGCACUAGAUUAAGACAAUUAGACCAAGUUAGUGUUAGACCAAAUGGUGGUUGGACCAAAAAAUUAUUAGACUAAAUUGAUAGUGGACCAAGUGCGUCAAGCCAGAAUGGUACGAGACCCACUGAGAAUCAGACCAUCGGCUAGUAUGCCAAGUGGAUACUGUAAGAAUAUCUAGUUUUGAGUUACUUGUAGAAGAAAGAGCUGAAAGGCUUUAGAUCAGUAUGGCCCAUAGAUUGGAACACCUCCAGUAAUGUGUACUGGAGCUUUUUUUCAUAAAACUUGUAUUUUUAUUGCGAUUUAUUUUAUCAAUGUUGAAGAUUACAUAAUGAAGUGUCAUUAACUUACAAUAUCACUGGGCACUAUAAAGAAAAUUAUUCAACUCACCAUUUUAAUUUUUUUUUUAAAGAGGUAAAGAGUGAAAGAGAGAGAAAGAGGAAGUGGCUUUGUGAGAGAGAGAGAGCAUAGGCAAAUUUUUUUACUACUACUAGGUUAUAUCAGUUCAUGCUAUAGUCAACAUUAUGAAUAAGAUGUUUGCACGUUGCAGAUUAGUUUAAAGGUUUUAAGCAAGUUUAUUUUCUAAACCAAAAUAGUCUGAACUUUUCACUUUAUUCAAUUUUAUGUGCAUUUACAAUGAUCUUUUGUGCAUUAGUUUUAGUGAGUGUAAACAGUAUAUUGUUGCCAUCAUGUUAUUUGUUUGUAUAAUCUUAGUUACAUGAGCAGCAAUCAGUGACUCUGGAAUUCUCUUGAUCCACCCGUCUUUUUUAUAAUUAGUUAUGCAAAUGAUUUUCAUUCCAGAAGACCAGACUUUUAUCGGUUUUCUCCUUUUAUGUAUUUUUUUCAAUUGAUCUAUGUAUUAGUAUUUUCAAAUAUGCAUUUUUAAACCGUUUCUAGUGUUGGAAGGAAAAUCGUUCCCCUUGAACAUGAAACAUGUGCGAGAUCGUUUCACUCGUGACUUCUCAGAGAAUUACAAGAGAUUUCUGAGAAUGCACUAAAAUCAAAUUUAUGCAUGUUUUUGCAUGAUUUGAUUUGGGUUAAGGGACACACUCAUGGGAUAGGUUUAACAGUUUCUAACAUUCUCUGUAUUGGUGAGUGGAGUCAACGUAGUUCAGUGGAACAAGGAAUGUACGGAGACUGAAGCUUUUGGUACACUCAUGGGAAUGCCUUAAAAAUUGUGACAAAUUUGAAGAGUGAAAAAUGAGAAGUAAACUUAUUAAUACCAGCAGCAAUAAUUUCAAAGGAUUAUUAGGAUUCCAAUAGUGCUAAGGAUGAAAAGCUUUAUGUGCCAUUCUGUGUUUGCUUGGGAAAUUAUUAUUAUGAAUGUGCUUCUCUUUUUCAAUGUUUUUUUUUUAAUGGUCGCAAAAUAAAUACUAAAGGAAUAUUUUCUCCUGCUUUUGAGGGAAAUUUGAAACUAUUAAUGCAUGUCAAUCCCCGCACGACGGGUUGAAUUGUAUGAUUAACAAAUUGUCCCUUGGCUGGCUAAGAGUAAGUAGAUUACAAGUGCCCUGUAUUUUCAAUUCAGAAGUUACAGGUAGAUUUUCCUUAGAAGUUUAAAUCAUAAUUUCUUAAGCAUAGACUUCCACUUGGGCUCAUUAUAGAGAAUUUUACCUUGACCAUAUUGUACACGUAGGUCCUAAGUUGGAUGGCUACAAAUAGUGAGAUUCAGAGUGAUAUAAACUCAAAUAUCAAAAUGUUUUACUGAUAUGCAUUUAUAUGUUCAAGUAUUGUCUUUUGAAAUUGGAUAUCGUAAUAUUUUGUAUGAUGCAUAGCAUUCUUCCCAAAAAGGACUUAGCAUGGCUAAGAAUCCCCUAAGAUCAUCAAUGUAAAGAAGAACAAGAUGUAUUUCAUUGAUAAUAUUUUGGUUGAUAAUAUAAUGUGACUUAUAUGACGUACAAAAAAAAUAAAGCGCAAUUAUUUUUUAUUGAUAAAUUAA